This is a messenger RNA of Nycticebus coucang (slow loris), 5254 nucleotides long. It is a transcript of the gene FAM168B, whose product is annotated as family with sequence similarity 168 member B. The transcript is spliced from 7 exons. The record is from RefSeq and is a predicted model, not a curated record. NCBI's taxonomy places the organism in Eukaryota, Metazoa, Chordata, Mammalia, Primates, Lorisidae. The coding region runs from base 249 to 836 and encodes 195 amino acids.
UGGCUCGGGUGGCUGCGCAGCGUCGGCGGGGAGCGCGGGCUGCGGAGAGGCGGGCCGAGCCGAGCCAAGAGAGCGGGAGCGCGGCGCCCGGGAGGCGGCUGGGACGCGGGGCUUCGCGGGUCAGCCCCGCAUCGGAUCAGGCGUCCGCAGCGCUCGCCUUUCAUCUCGCCCCACGGCCAAGCCCGCCACGGGCGGGUUUACGCUGGUCACUGAGGCCCAGGCCGCUGCUGCGGCGCGUUCUUGAAAUCAUGAAUCCUGUUUAUAGCCCUGGAUCUUCUGGGGUUCCCUAUGCAAAUGCCAAAGGAAUUGGUUAUCCAGCUGGUUUCCCCAUGAGUUAUGCAGCAGCAGCUCCUGCUUAUUCUCCUAACAUGUACCCGGGAGCAAAUCCUACCUUCCAGACAGGUUACACUCCUGGCACACCUUAUAAAGUGUCCUGCUCCCCCACCAGUGGGGCCGUGCCACCGUACUCUUCCUCUCCCAACCCCUAUCAGACUGCCGUGUACCCGGUGCGAAGUGCCUACCCCCAGCAGAGCCCGUACACACAGCAGGGCACGUACUACACACAGCCAUUGUAUGCAGCACCCCCCCACGUCAUCCACCACACCACUGUGGUGCAGCCCAACGGCAUGCCGGCGACUGUGUACCCUGCUCCCAUCCCUCCUCCCAGAGGCAACGGGGUCACCAUGGGUAUGGUGGCUGGGACCACUAUGGCCAUGUCAGCAGGUACUCUGCUGACUGCUCACUCCCCAACUCCUGUUGCCCCCCACCCAGUUACUGUGCCCACGUACCGGGCCCCAGGAACACCCACCUACAGCUAUGUGCCCCCUCAGUGGUGAUCACCCUGCAAAUGUUUGAGGAUGGAGCUGUGCAGUCACAUCAUUGAGGUUCCACAGCUGGUGCUGCAGGCCUUGUGCCUCCAACCAGGACUUUCUUCUUAAUGCUCUCUACACUUGGCUAAACAUGACUACAUCCCGGCCCAGCAGGUCCCAGCGCCGUUAGUCUCCAACUAAUUCUGUGGGUUGGUCUUAAAGCAAAUCCUGUUUUGUGGACUGCCUGGCAAAUUUUUAGCUAACCGUAAUGAUAAAAAGGGAGUAUUAAUGUAUUCUGAAUCAUAUCUAGUUGAAUGCAUGUUUAAAAAAAAAAAAACACAAAAAGCUUGCUCAAUCUACUUGCAAUGACUGAUGCAAAACCAUCAUAUGCAAAAUCCAAAGGAAUGGGACUUAUUUUACAACUUGUAUCGCUAACGUACUGUUGUAAUGUAUGCAGAGUCUCCACGUUAUAAGUGUCACAGUGGACUUCUUCACAGAGCAGUUGAGAUAUCUUAGAUGACCCUUCAGCCUUUGGGGUUGAUGUGUGUUGCCAGUUAGGGACGUGGACUUAUAGUUUUCAAUGACCUGUUUCUUGGGCACUGACUGCACUGAGAAGGGGUUUGCCGGGAUAGGGGGAGUAGGGCAACCAGAGCUGCAAGCAUCCCUUUCUCUCCAUUUAGGCUUGGUGGGGUCAGUGGAUGGGGGGCAUGCUGAAAGACCAUCAUGGAAGAUUAGAAUUGUAUGGCUGGUGCAGUUAGGGGUGAGGAGUGGUUUAUGUGUCAGCAGAGCAGUUUUCUCUAUCUAAAGUUCCAUUACAAGUCUCUUACAGAGUGUGAUAGUGUUUCAUACAUCUCUAUUGGAAAAGUCCUAUGUAGAACUAAGUUACUUUCCUGGGAGAUAACGUAAAAGAGAAAGAGCCAUGCUUGGAGGAGGUAUUGUCCUCUUCAUUUAGCUUAGAAGAUCAUUCCAUUCCCACCACCACCACCCCACCCUCCCCGGGAAAUGUUUGUGUCAGCUGAAAAUAACAUAGGCAUUGCUGUUUUUCCCCCUACAAAGAAGGGCAAAGAUUUCAGCUGUAUGUUGUGAAGAAAGUUGUAUAUUUAAGAAUGAUUAAAAGGGAACAAAACUAUUUAAAAUUCCUCAUGUUUCUCGUAGAGGGGCAGGGCCAUGGAUGUGUCUGACAAUGUAGAACCGGGUAGCUUCUCCUGGGAUCUUCCACAUGGUGGUUACUUGUCCUCUGAGACUGGCUGGAGAGAGCUUCAAGUGAGGGGCAAGGGCAGGAGGGUCUUGUCUGGAACGCUCUUCUGCUACCUCUUACAGCUGGAGGCACCCAGUGCCACACAAGCAAGGACAACAGAAGGGCCGGGCCGUGUGGCAUAUGUGCCUGCCAGGGUUUAUCAUGGAAAAGAUUUUAAAAUCUGAAUUUUGUAUAUAAGAAAUCAAGAAGAUUUUUUUUUGCCUAAAUAUGCCUGACUUGGGUCGAUGGGAGUGUGUGUCUGUCUCAGUUAGGGUCAGAAGGCCUGGGAGAGUAGGACUUAUUCCCUCUCCAUGGUCUGGUGGUGUUGAGCACUGUAGGCUCUAGGUGGGGAUGGGGUUUUGCUCUUCAUUCUCUGGCAGCUGGGUCAGGGCUUGGACACUGGUGUGGAGACUGCCAUUAGUGUUCUGCCCUGGUUGCUGGGUGGGACACCUGACCACUGAGCCUUUGGUAACCUUAUUUUUUAUAGUAAGUACUCUUCUUAAUUUUCUUUUUUCACCUCUUAUUUUAUAAGAACUUUAGGAAUAUUUUUGCAUGGAUCAUUGUAAACAGAAGAUUCCUUAUUCCUGAUGUCUAGAAACAUAGAAUGUUUACUGAUAAAUACUUUAAUUUGUUUCAUGAGCACUUAACCCACGUGUGUGUGUGUGUGUGUGUGUGUGUGUAGCAAACAUUCAUUGCAGGCACAUGGUCUGUGUCCAUUUCACCUCGGUGUUGGUAAUUUCAUCUGAAUGGUGGGUGGUUUGCAGUAGCACAGUAGCAAUAGGUUCGGAGGGUUCUAGAAGCUCAACUGUUUGAAUAAUAGAGAAGUCAUUUUCCCAGGUGAGUGCUAAUAGACUAAGGGAAAUACUCAAUGAUGGUUAGUAGAUACUUACAAAAGUCCCACAUCCCAGAAGGAGAAACACACACAUACACAUCCUCUUGUAAGCGGGGAGUCAUUCAUGUUCAGAGUUUUUAGAUAUUUGUUCAGGCUUGCUUGAGAUUUGGCACACACAGGGUAUGAGUGUUUUCAAGACAGAGAACAGCACCACAACCCCCAUGUGUAUAUCAGCUUCAUAAAAACUUUCUUCCUAUAACCUUUUUUCCCUUUUGUGAAUCCAAAUUAAGAGAAUUUAUGAAAUACUUUUGCAUUGUACAUCUGUGCAGAAUCUUUCCACUUUGAUACUGUCAGGGCAUCAAAUAUCAAAUAUUAUCUAUCAGGUAAGGAUGUGGACUUAGGAAUAGUAACAAAACUGUCACAGGUUGCGAUUUUAUCAUUUAUCAUUUUAGCAUUUGGUUCUAGUACAGUUAAUUAUGGGAAAGAACUUGGGUCAGAAUUCUGUUAGAAAGCUUCAUAACUUGGUAUCACAAGCAUCUUGGUAGAACAUCCUGAUAAAUUCUGUGUGUCUGAGACAUUCCUAAUUUGAGUCCUUCAGCUGAAUUGUUUUAGAAUUGAGAUAAGCAAGCAAGGACCUCAUUCCUGCGAACAUAAACAUCAUUAUAGAUAUCUUUUAAGAAUUUUUGUUUUAUACCUUCUCCCCUGAGGCUUGGCUAUGUGUUCCAUCAGCUGUAUUGCUGUUUCUCUGCUCAUGGAUAUCUUGUCUGAAUUUGGGCUAGUGUUUAAUGUCCAGGGACUGGCCCUGUGAGCUCACGGCCUCUGAGAAAUGAGGCUACCCUCAGGGCUGGGGUCAAGGACAACCAAGGUAACAGGCAGGGAGGUACUGCUAGAACCUUCAGCAUCUUUUAAGGUGAGCCUCUUUUAAGAAUAUUCUUCUUGUGGUUCUCAUAGGCCUACCAGUUGCUGUUUUGGGCAACUGUUUCUUGAGUGCUAUGCAAAUGAUGCAGUAUUUACAGGAUGCACAAGGCGGGCUGGUCCUGAGCCUUGCUCUGGGCUCCUGGCCAGUGAGCAUCCUUCCCUUCCCCAGCCAGGCAUACAGUGUCUCAGUCCAUCUGGUGGCAUCAUCAGGCUCUGAUCAGUGAGGUCUAGGAAGUAAUUUGCAUGGGUCUUUUGGGGUCACAUCAAAAAUACAUUCUUGAGGCAAUUUGGAAUGUGCUUACAUCUGGGAGUGUUGUCCCCACAUAAGAUGUCUAUGAGUGUGCCAGUGGUGGUGGUGAGAGGCUGGAAUGCAGCAACCAUGUAAAUACUGGGGUCUGCUUUAAAAAGGAGAUCCAGACUACUUUACCUGUCUUUUUUAAAUAUUUGAAAACAGUAUUAUUCUGACCAGUUAGGCUACCUUCACCUCAUUUGGCAGUUGACAAUUAGUAUUUGCCAACCUGAGCAUUGCCCAGACAGGAUGAGAUCUCCAGAGGGUGCAGCCUGAGGUGGGUGGCAGUGGCUGGUCCUUCUCUCUGGUGCUUUCUAAGUGGUGGGUGGGGUGUCUCUAAAGGGAGUGUGAGUGGCUUGGGGAGGGCAGAGUUUAGCUUUCUUCCAGCAUAUCUCACACAUUUGUUUUCUAUAGGCUGCUUAUUCCUCAGCCUGAGCUUUCUGGGGUAGGUGACCUGCUGAUGGGGGUGUGGGAUCAUUUUGGAUAGAAACUGCAAAGCUGAUUUCACGUGUGUUCCAGAGGAUGUGUGUGUUUCCCCACUCCCCAUUCAUCAGAAGAGCAGGGGCCUGUGGGGAUAACCCAGAUUUAGCCCCCGGGACUACAUAAAGUUGAAUUGGGUACCAGGAGGAAUGGCAUCUCUGUCCAAAGAGCCCUCGUGGCCUUCAGGAAGGGUGGUGUGGUCCCAGGACGGUCUCUCUCCUCAACGAGGAGCAGUGCCCACUGGUCUUUGUGUAGACUGUGGCAGGGGAAUGUACCACCUGGGCCAGAUCUAAGACCAGCUAUUUGUGCUACUGGCAAGGUUGCUGUGGUAGUCACUUGGAAAGGCCCCAAGGAGCCUCAUGGAUUGAACAGAAAAUGAUUUUUUUUUUUUAAUGAUUUUUAAAUACUGUUUUCUAUACCAUUCUCUUGGUACUUUUUUAAAGCUAAGUCACAUUGUCUUCCAGUGUUAAAAGGCAUCCCUCACCUCUGCAUUGAACUUGGGUAUCCAUACCAAGGAAUGGAACAUCCAUCCUGAGCCAGUUCAAUUAGGUGUAAAUUCAUACUAUAAUUUUUUAUGCAAUCUGAUCAGUAGAUGAGCUCAGAUUUAAAAUUCUCAAAGCACGUUUAUUGUAACAAAGAUUGUUAUGUAUUAAUACUGCAGUUUUCAAUAAAGAUUGACUUGUGUUGCA